AUGCAGCUGAGAAAAAUGCAGAACAUAAAAAAGGAGCAAGCAUCACCUGAAACUAGUAGCAAUGUAGACAAGAUGAUCGUACUUAGUUCUGCUUUAACUGAAGUGUCUGAAGAUUUGACAACAGGGGAAGACCUUUUACUAAAUGAAGGAAGUAUGGGGAAAAACAAAUCUUCAGCAUGCCGGAGAAAGCGAGAGUUCAUUCCUGAUGAAAAGAAAGAUGCCAUGUAUUGGGAAAAAAGGAGGAAAAAUAAUGAGGCUGCCAAGAGAUCUCGUGAGAAACGUCGAUUGAAUGACCUGGUUUUAGAGAACAAACUAAUUGCACUGGGAGAAGAAAAUGCUACUUUAAAAGCUGAAUUGCUUUCAUUAAAAUUAAAAUUUGGUUUAAUUAGCUCCACAGCAUAUGCUCAAGAGAUUCAGAAACUCAGUAAUUCUGCAGCUAUGUACUUUCAAGACUAUCCAGCUUCCAAAUCUAAUGUUAGCUCAUUUGUGGAUGAACAUGAACCCUCAAUAGUGUCAAGUAGCUGUAUUUCUGUCAUUAAGCACUCUCCACAGAGCUCUCUGUCUGAUGUUUCUGAGGUUUCUUCAGUAGAGCACAUUCAGGAGAGUCCUGUUCAGAAUAGCUGCAGAAGUCCUGAAAACAAAUUUCAAAUCAUAAAACAAGAACCACUGGAAUUAGAGAACUAUACAAGAGAGCCGAGAGAUUAUAGAGGCUCCUACACAACAUCCAUCUAUCAAAAUUAUAUGGGAAGUUCCUUUUCUGGUUAUUCACACUCUCCACCUCUGUUGCAAGUCAGUUGCUCCUCUAGUAACUCUCCAAGAACAUCAGAAGCAGAUGAUGGUGUGGUAGGAAAAUCAUCUGAUGGAGAAGACGAACAGCAGGUUCCCAAGGGCCCAAUCCACUCUCCUGUUGAACUUAAACAUGGACAUGCAACAAUGGUUAAAGUUCCAGAAGUGAAUUCUUCUGCUUUGCCACACAAACUUCGGAUUAAAGCCAAAGCCAUGCAAAUAAAAGUAGAAGCAUUAGAUAAUGAAUUUGAGGCCACACAAAAAUUGUCUUCACCUAUUGACAUGACUUCAAAAAGACAUUUUGAGCUUGAGAAACAUAAUGCCCCAAAUAUAGUACGUUCUGCUCUUUCUCCUUUCUCAGUGCAAAUGACUAACUUCCAAGAUUGGUCUCUUAAAUCAGAACACUGGCAUCAAAAAGAACAUAGUGGCAAGCCCCAGAAUAGUUUUAAAUCAGGACUGGUUGAUAUUAAAGACAGUGUCUAUAAAGUUUCUGAUCCAGGGAAUUUGUAUUUGAAGCAGGGGAUAGCAAACUUAUCUGAAGAAGUUGCCUCACUUAAGAGACUUAUAACUACUCAGCAGAUCUCUGCUUCAGACUCUGUGUAAACCAUUGCUGAAUGAUAUCUGGCUGCUUUCAAA
Molecule: messenger RNA, 1422 nt
Organism: Elephantulus edwardii (Cape elephant shrew)
Lineage: Eukaryota; Metazoa; Chordata; Mammalia; Macroscelidea; Macroscelididae
Product: nuclear factor interleukin-3-regulated protein-like
Exons: 1
Coding region: 1-1389 (462 amino acids)
Biological process (GO): immune response; circadian rhythm; regulation of DNA-templated transcription
Cellular component (GO): nucleus
Molecular function (GO): DNA-binding transcription factor activity; DNA binding
Source: RefSeq, a predicted model, not a curated record